AUGAAGGACCAUGUAGAUUUAAAGGAGUCUGUGCACUUAGAGGGCGGCAGUGAUCCCAGAACAAUACAGUCCAGAUGUAACAGUGUCGCCUUAAGCGAUGAACUUCUAAAUUGUCAACACCGACUCGACCUGACAGCACAGGAGUUGAACAGUCGCUCCGAUGAAUUGUACAAAUUAGAAUCAAAACUGAAAGACCUGAAUAAUAGAUAUGAAUUGACAAGUAAUGCAUUACACGAGUACAUAUCUUUUAUGAAUAAUGUUCUAGAUCCAUCGAGCGGGUACCCGGUGUGUAUGGACUCGCCUGCGCCUGCUCGGCGGCGCCCCGCCGCGCCGCACUCGCCGGCGCUCCGUGCCGCGCUGGCGGCGCCGGGGUCGCCCGCGCUGCGUGCCUUGUUCGCGCCGCGCCCGAGCCCCGCGCCCGCGCCCGCGCCCGCGCCCGCGCCCGCGCCCUCUCCGCGCCGCGAGCCCGAGCCCGCCGCCCGCCGCCCUGUCCCGCCGAGCCCCGCCGUCGCCGCGCCGGCUCCGUCGCCGCCGAGCCUCCUGCGGCUGGCUCUCGAGCGGCUGACCGUCGAGCCUGAGCCGCGGUCGCCGGCCCCGACACCGUCGAGCCUCCUGCGGCUGGCUCUGGAGCGGCUGACCGUCGAGCCUGAGCCUCGGCCGCCGGCCCCGUCGCCGGCGCGCGCGUCGAGCGCGGCGCCCGCCCCGGCGCCCGGCGCUCCGCGCGCUCGGAGCCGGGACCCUCCGCGGUCGACGGUCAUCUAUUCUGACGCAAUCGGGGCCGGCCUCGGCGUGCUGCUGGGUGAAUGUCUCCGGCAAAGUGUAACAAAUGUGUGCUUGCGUGGUGCCUCCGUCGAAUCGGUCGUGCGCCGCCUGGCGAGGGACAAGUUUGACAGUGGCACCACUCUGAUUAUACACCUCGGCGAUAGUGGCCAGUCCAGACGCGGCCGAGUGUCGCACAACUCGCAACUAGGUUACGGAACUAGGGAAUUAGCUGGAGCUCUCGCCACGCAGAAGGAACAAUCGUUAAAGCUGGCGAUCGAAACUCAGUCUGGCUUUGUCAGGCUACUACAGAAGAGGGAUAGGGAGAGCUAG
This is a messenger RNA of Leguminivora glycinivorella, 1092 nucleotides long. RefSeq names its product vegetative cell wall protein gp1-like. The transcript is spliced from 3 exons. The record is from RefSeq and is a predicted model, not a curated record. Lineage: Eukaryota; Metazoa; Arthropoda; Insecta; Lepidoptera; Tortricidae. The coding region runs from base 1 to 1092 and encodes 363 amino acids.